UUACGUGGUUCAUUGGUGUAUGUGCAAACACUCCGACCCCUUGUGUACACUUGGUAGUCACGACGAACCGACCUGUCGACGCCAAUAUAAGGCCUGGGUAACUUUCACACUACAGACAUUUCCAGAGAGGCGACCAUCCAAACUUCGAAGAGAUCCCGCUAGGAAGCGGAGUCCGGGAAGCGAGCCUGACUGUGAUCAUAUCGACUGACGUCGACAAGGAUAUAGCAGUUUGUAGUAGACGGAACGGACAGAAGAUGACUCGUCACUUUGCGCUUGUCCUGUCUCUAGCACUCCUGAUUUGGGGCGUCCAUUCAGAGCCCGUGUCUUACGUAGACCAACAGGGCAAAGGCCUGCCUCUGAAGGGGGCCAUGUCCAAACUUCAGGAAAAGGAGCUUCUAUUGAAGGAACUUGAAGAGUUGGCCAAAGAAGAAGUCAUGAACGACGGCAGCGAUGGUACCAGCAGCAUCGAUUACAACAUGCCUGAACUGACAGAGAAGACGACAUUUGUACCGCUCGAACCCAUGUCUCCAGACGACCAACAGGCCAACGAACUGCCGGCAGACGAAGAUGAGCCAUUAUCCAACCUUCAGGAAGCGGAGAUUCUCUUGAGAGAGCUGGAAGAACUAGCCGAGGAAGACAGGAUGACCGAUGACAUGUCGGUACUUCCCGAGAAAAGAACUUCUGCAUUGCUCGAAACGAGGUGGGAAUCCAUCGGCGGGCGGCUUAAGUUCGUAUCAGUUGGGUCCAACGGCGUCUGGGGAGUGAAUAGCAACGAUGACAUCUAUUACCGUACUGACACGUUUGAAAAUGCAGCGUCUUCGGGCAGCGGUUGGCAACACAUCGGGGGCAAACUGAAGCAGAUCUCAUCAGGACACUCGGUUUGGGGUGUCAAUGCCAACGACGAUAUCUACAUACGACAAGGCAUAACAUCCAGUAACCCUACAGGGACCGGAUGGCACAGGAUUGAAGGGAAGCUCAAACAACUGGACGUCAGCUCGACCGCAAAGCAGCUGUGGGGCGUCAACAGUGGAGACAACAUCUACCGGCGGACAGGGAUCACUACAGCGGAACCAAAAGGUGCAGGGUGGCAACACAUUUCCGGCGGGCUGAAGUUCGUGUCUGUUGGUCCCGCUGGCGUGUGGGGGGUGAACAGAAAUGACGACAUCUUCUACCGUACGGGAACCUUCGGAAACGAGGCCUCUGCAGGCAGCGGUUGGCAUCAAAUCGGGGGAAAACUGAAGCAGAUCUCGUCAGGGGACAACAUUGUUUGGGGAGUCAACGCCAACGACGAUAUCUACGUUAGAGAAGGAAUAAGUUCGAGCAACCCUACGGGAACUGGAUGGCGUCAGAUCCCAGGGAAACUGAAGCAGGUCGAGGCUAAUCCAAGCGGCAGUCAGGCGUGGGGCGUCAACUCAGCAGACGGCAUUUACCAACGUGUCGGCACCGUGUCAACUGGGUUACUAGACCCAAACGUUGCAGCUGGAAGACGUGCAUAUCAGUCAAGUGUGCACGGGGAAGGUAUCCCUGGCCGAGCUGUAGACGGGGGGAGAAGCACUAGCUGGGGACACAACUCCUGCACCCAUACAGUGACCGAAAACAACCCAUGGUGGUACGUCGACUUGGGAAAGACAGUUACGGUCGACCACGUCGCUAUCGUCAACAGGCUGGACUGCUGUGCUGAAAGGAUCACCCCGCUUGACAUCCAUGUUGGGCAAAGCACUGACGUGGCGAGAAACGCGAGGUGUGGGGACCAUCACCGCUUCCCGCCCGGACAGAGCGAGCUGACUGUCGACUGUGACGGGAAGCGGGGCAGGUACGUUGGGAUCAGGCUGCCGGGCAACCAGAGAAUCCUGACGCUGUGUGAAGUGGAGGUUUAUGCAGCUCCAAACCGAGCUCUGGGACGACCUGCAGUCCAGUCUAGUGUUGGAUGGAGUGGCUUUCCUCCCCGAGCGGUGGACGGGUGCCGCGACCCAAACUACGACCAACAGUGCUGUACCCACACCCAGGCCCAGACGAACCCCUAUUGGUACGUGGAUCUAGGUUCCCAAAGGCGGGUGCAAUGGGUGGUCAUUACCAAUCGUCAGGACUGCUGCCAUGAGCGCCUCAGCCCCUUCACCAUCCACGUUGGGAACUCUCCUAACGUCGCGAGUAACCCACGCUGCGGCGGCCACCACACCAUCCCCGCCGGCAAGGACAAGGAUGCCAUCAACUGUAACGGGAUGAGGGGACGAUAUGUGGGGAUCCGACUGCCAGGCCACGGCCGUAUGCUGACACUGUGCGAAGUAGAAGUCUAUGAAGGUAGUGGAUACAAGAAGAGGACGUCUGAUGUACGAGGCAUUGAGGGUCAGGGCUGUGGAGAACAUGAGGAAGGAGACGCCUGGGUGGCUGAUGAGGAUAAACACAACUGCAUCUGUGACCUGAACGAAGCGGUGUGCACCAAGGUGGACUGUGGGGAGAAUGGUGAACAGGAUCCCAUCAAGGACGAAGAUGGAAUGUGGUCCUGCCCCGAGAUUCCAGAUGUCACGAGUGAGGAGGAAUUAGAGCCGGAGAUACCGGACGAAACCGGGAGGGCCAUGGUGGGCGAACUCCCGGCCUAACAGGACGGAGUCGCCGAGAACUACUCCCGUCUGCAGCGGCCGCUGUAAGAUGAGGACCCGUCAAACGGACGUCGACUAGCUCGGUGUGCCUUGCGUGUGUUUGCAUCGCAGAUAAAAUAGUCCUAACAAAAAAUUGCAGAUUCAUGCUUCUAAACCUUUUCAAUGCAUAUGAAAUCUGAUAAAACAGCAAUGGAGUGUGUAAUUAGAAGUACAAACUUUUAAGGUAAGUUGGUGGAGAACUAAGAGUUAAUUAGCCCAGAUCCGCUACAAGUUUUAGUCUACAGUGUUCCUAUUUAGAUAUUUUUGUUCAAGACUCUGUCAUAUUAGUCUGGUCGAGAACUAAGAGUUUAGCCCAGAUCAGCUACAAACUUAAGUCAGCAGAGUUUGCAUUUAGACAUUUCUGUUCAAGAAUUCUGUUCUAUUAGUCUGGUUGAAAACUAAGAUUUUAGCCCAGAUACGUGUCAUAUAGCACCGGAACAACCCUUCGAUCACUAAACCAAUAUUUUACUGCCUAUCAAUCAAAUAUUUGUAUGCAAAGAUGGCGUGUUAUCCAAUAUAGGAUUCCAAUUUAUUGUCAAUUUGAGCUAGUGAAAAGUAAAACAAAGUCAACAUGAUAUGGCGUAUUUUUCACUCACAGCUUUAGUUUAAUCACAGCAUCUUCAUGUGAUUUGCGAUCGGACAACACCAACGGAAAAUAUUUGAGAUUCACGCUUAUUCUACGGUUGUGAUUUUAAUGAUUUUACAUAAUCACUCUCUAUACCUGCUACAUUGUACUUAUAUAGUAUCCAUUCCAGAAAUUAAUGCAUGAGUUGUAAUUGACGAGUGAAAAAACAUCAUGUGAGGUGUAGAAACCAUACAAGGAUGUGGAAGGAGGAUGUUUAACACCAGGGAGAAAAUUGUCGAUGUGACUUGCCGUUAGAUAAGAAGUAAAUGAUCAGUAUCAUGAUUGUGCGUAGCUGAUGUUACGUACCUACACGUUGAUUUAGGAUGAUGAGAUGUUACAAGUAAAAUUUAGAAACAAUUGAUAAGGAAAUUCCAAUAUCAGAAUGAAACUUUGCUGUAUUUCAACAUAUCAAUAUAUAUUCAAGAUGGUGGCAAUAAAUCUGCAAUUUCAGGACUGCAAAUGAUCGUUGUCCGUGUGGUUUGUUAUGUUAAGUUAAUUGAUAUAUGUCAUCCAUAUAAUCAAAUCAGCAUGGCCUUAGACAGAAAAAAAGACAAAUUUUGAUGGUCAUGUGAAUGCAAAUACAACACUACACAUCCAUGGUUACAUUGCCUUUCUGUCCUGUUCUAUAUCUACACACAGGCAAUAUGCGGGAGUAGUUGGUUUAAGUCUUGUUUACAUGUAAGCUGUGUCGUUGUAAUAUUUGGUUUGUCCCUUGCAAGCCUCCUCCCUGAUGACUUCAAUGAAAGCUACCCCCAGGCCAGUUUGACUUAUCAUGAAUAAAGGAAGCUUCAAACAAACAAACAAACAAACAAACAAACA
Molecule: messenger RNA, 4080 nt
Organism: Branchiostoma floridae (Florida lancelet)
Lineage: Eukaryota; Metazoa; Chordata; Leptocardii; Amphioxiformes; Branchiostomatidae
Exons: 16
Coding region: 255-2597 (780 amino acids)
Source: RefSeq, a predicted model, not a curated record